CUCCUGCUUAAAAGCUGGUGGAAAUUUCCACUGACUGAAGUGACUCAGGAAGUGUAGCGGGUGUUUGUAUAAAGUAAAUUGUCUGAUACAGACCUGAAGCGUAACUAACAAAACUUUUGGACCUCUGUUUAGUGACUGAAGCUCAACUCAUCCACAUCAAUUACUUUCUGCAUCUCUUCAUUGUCACAUAUUUCAAAGUUAUCAUGGCUCAGCAGCAGAUCAGUCUCCCAGCAAAACUCAUUAAUGGUGGUGUUGCUGGAAUUGUUGGGGUUACUUGUGUCUUCCCCAUUGACCUGGCAAAGACCAGGUUACAGAACCAGAGACGAGGCCAGCAGGUCUAUAAGAACAUGAUUGACUGCCUUUUCAAGACAGUUCGAUCAGAGGGCUUCUUUGGAAUGUACAGAGGUGCUGCUGUAAAUUUGACUUUAGUUACCCCAGAGAAAGCAAUCAAGCUCGCUGCUAAUGACUUGUUUCGCCAUCACCUUGCCAAAGAUGGAAAGGGGCUUACAGUGUUCAGAGAAAUGCUGGCAGGUUGUGGUGCUGGUAUGUGCCAGGUCAUUGUCACCACACCCAUGGAAAUGCUCAAGAUACAGCUGCAGGAUGCCGGCAGACUUGCAGCCCAGCAGCAAAAACCUGUUGCGGCAACUCCCACAAAGCUUGUGUGCACAAACGCCAUGCUCAGCCGCUCCUACAACUCCGGCGCAGUGGUCCCUGGACCCCGAGCUGUGUCAGCCAUGCAGAUUGCAAAGGAACUCCUCCAAACACGGGGCAUUCCAGGACUCUACAAGGGUCUGGGAGCAACACUGAUCAGGGAUGUUCCCUUUUCUGUUGUGUACUUCCCUCUGUUUGCCAAUCUGAAUAGUUUGGGCAAACCCAGUCUCAAGGAGUCGUCGCCCUUCUAUUGGGCAUUCAUGUCGGGCUGUGCGGCUGGUUCGACUGCUGCGGUGGUCGUCAACCCCUGUGAUGUGGUGAAGACCAGGCUGCAGUCACUGAACAAAGGAGCUACAGAGGAGACUUACAGCGGCGUGUUGGAUUGUGUAAGUAAAAUCAUGAGGAAGGAGGGACCUGCUGCCUUCCUGAAAGGUGCAGGCUGUCGAGCUUUGGUCAUCGCCCCUCUGUUCGGGAUUGCACAGGUUAUGUACUUUGUUGGGGUUGGAGAAUACAUCCUGGACAACUCGCCCAUCAGCCUCCUGUCAAUGUGAGGCCGCUGUUCAAGGACCUCCUCCGUUCAAAAAUGUGAACUCUUAGCAAACAACCAGCAGUUACAGUUUACUGAAAAAGCUUUACAUGAAUCUUGUUUGGUUUGUUGGAAUUGCUCCAAGGUUUCAAAACAUGAAGUCACUCAGAUUUCAAAGCUGUAUGCUCAGACAGCUGGGUCGCACUUAAACAAUUUGACAAAUUAAGCAGGCUGUGCUCAGUGUUGGUAUUUGAAGCCUUACUGGGUUAAGACUGGGCUUUACAGUGAGACCAGUACAGUUCUUGCAGAUGGAAAACACUCCAAAGAAUCUGACUUUCUAUGACAACUUUCAAAUUCCUUAGAAUUGGUUUAUGCUGAACGCAGUAGCUUCUGUUUAGCAAUAGUAUCAUCUGUUUCCAGUGUGUAUUUAAAAAAAUAAUUUUUUUUCAACUGUUAAAUGCAUAGACCAUAUGACACACCUUCCAGUAUCGGCCCACAGUGUCCUGAUGUUGACUUGAUAAUCACCCUGCAGCUGAUAACUUUGUGACCAGCAGUUCUUGUCUUGCCUGCAAACACUUGACAUGCAGAAAUGCAUAUUAAUUGUUGUGAACAAAUGCACACAAUCACAGUAAAUGCAGUGUAUGCAUACCCUUCUUUGUCAGAAAACUACCUAGUUUGUGCCUCACAGAGGAGACUGUCAAUCUGAAAAAGGGUCACAAUAGUACUGUUGCUGUGAUGACCAAGUGACUGUGAAUUAUCUCUGUAAAUAGUUUUUUGUACAUAUAUCUAUUAAAAAUUGUACUGUUCAUGUGAAGUAAAAUGUGUAGUUUGUUGUAUUUUAAUGUUACUUGUCAAUAAAUACUUUAACAGAUGUGAA
Messenger RNA from Thalassophryne amazonica, 2054 nucleotides. It is a transcript of the gene slc25a55a, whose product is annotated as solute carrier family 25 member 55a. The transcript is spliced from 10 exons. Gene Ontology annotation, biological process: aspartate transmembrane transport; malate-aspartate shuttle; L-glutamate transmembrane transport. Gene Ontology annotation, molecular function: L-glutamate transmembrane transporter activity; L-aspartate transmembrane transporter activity. The record is from RefSeq and is a predicted model, not a curated record. The coding region runs from base 204 to 1202 and encodes 332 amino acids. NCBI's taxonomy places the organism in Eukaryota, Metazoa, Chordata, Actinopteri, Batrachoidiformes, Batrachoididae.